This is a messenger RNA of Solanum dulcamara, 1297 nucleotides long. RefSeq names its product probable WRKY transcription factor 15. Lineage: Eukaryota; Viridiplantae; Streptophyta; Magnoliopsida; Solanales; Solanaceae. The transcript is spliced from 3 exons. Gene Ontology annotation, biological process: regulation of DNA-templated transcription. The record is from RefSeq and is a predicted model, not a curated record. Gene Ontology annotation, molecular function: sequence-specific DNA binding; DNA-binding transcription factor activity. The coding region runs from base 160 to 1158 and encodes 332 amino acids.
UCCUUUAAUAACCUCGCCAAUGUCAUCUAUUUGACCAUUUAUCAACAAUCUCCUCUUCUAUCACUUAACAAUAAUAUUAUCUCUCUCUCAUCUGAUUGAUGCUUUCUUAGGCCAAAAUUUCUGUAGAAAAACCCCCUUCUCAACCAACGCAAAGUAGUCAUGGCUGUAGAGCUCAUGAUGAAUUACAUAAACACAACUAGUAAAACUAGCAAUAGCUUCAUGAUGAAUUUAGAAGAAAAUCCAGUUGUACAAGAAGCUGCCUCUGGCUUUGAGAGUGUAGAAAAACUCAUCAAAUUGUUAUCGCAGAGGCAAUCCCAACAGCAGCAAAAACAGGGGAAUUUUACUUCUUUCCUAAAUCAGGAAAAAUCUUCCCCCAUGGAGAUUGAAAUUGUGACUGAUGCCGCUGUUACCAAGUUUAAGAAAGUAAUUUCUCUUUUGGGUCGAUCAAGAACUGGCCAUGCUCGAUUCAGAAGAGCGCCUAUUGAUUCUUCUCCUUCUCCAGAUCAUUUCAAGAAAGACUAUGCUGACACCAAAGUUUAUUGUCCUACUCCAAUUCAACAACUCCCUCCAACUACCUAUGACUUUUGCCAAAAUCCGAAAGAUGGGAUUGUUGAAAAACAGGAAUUGAUUACAAAAACGAUUAAUUUUUCGUAUGCUCCUGAAAUUUGUCGCUCAAAUUCGUUCAAUAUCUCAACGUUAACAGGGGAAACAGAGAGUAAACAUAUUUCAAAUCUUUCUCAGGUCUCUUCAUCUGUAAAGCCUCCUUUGUCUUCCUCUUCUUCGUUUAAAAUUAGAAAGUGCACUUCGUCGAAGAAUGGACUUUCCGGCAUGUGCAGUGGCUCCUCCGGUCGAUGCCAUUGCUCAAAGAGAAGGAAAUUAAGACUUAAAAGGGUAGUUAGAGUUCCAGCAAUAAGCAUGAAGUUGUCAGAUAUCCCACCUGAUGAUUAUUCAUGGAGGAAAUAUGGACAAAAGCCAAUUAAAGGAUCUCCACAUCCAAGGGCAUAUUACAAAUGUAGUAGUGUGAGAGGUUGUCCAGCACGUAAACAUGUAGAAAGAGCUUUGGAUGAACCAACAAUGCUAAUUGUCACGUACGAAGGCGAGCAUAACCAUUCCCUUUCUGUUGCAGAAACAAGUUGUGUCAUUUUAGAGUCUUCCUAAUUAUAUAAUCAAAUAUUGGGCAACACCAUGGUCAGUCAAAAAGGCCUAGCAGGGCAAAAGUGUGACAAUUGUAAACUAGUACUUGUAGGACUAGCUAUAUGCAUGACAUUAAUGAUAAUUAUCAUAAAUAUUUUUAAUA